AUGGAAAGAUCCGAUCCUCCUUCACCGAAGCGUCAGAAGACGGAGGAGGAAGCCACCCGCUAUAAUGGCUGUCCCGAUGAUGAUUUCGAUUUCGAUUCCGACGAGUGCUCCGACGGGGAGAUUGAGUUGUUCGACCAAGAGAUGGAAAGGAGCGGCGGGGGUUAUGAAAUCGACUUCAAGAAAUUUCGCUACUGUUUUGGCUGGAGACCAUUUCAUCUGGAUGAUGUCUCAUUCUUUAGCGAUCCUGAAACCAACAGACAUUUCAUCGCUAAGUUGGUUAACCUUGCUCUCGACCAGCACAACAAAGAUAAUGGAUUCUUCUUCAUCUUCAGCUCCAAUCGAACAUUUGGUGUAGGAGCUGGAUCCAAACAUAAAAAGAAGUCCUCAGCUCCUUCUCCUUCUUCUUCUUCUUCCAAGAAGUCUGUCUCCAAAUCUAGCCAGAAGGUGCUGACCAAAAAUGAUGAAAACUGGCCAAAGGAUAUACCAUCAGAGUGUGAGUCUUGUCACAUGGAUUGCGGUGACAAACUCAGAGAUGCCAUGCAUCAAGGGAUAUGCGAUAUAUGUUGGGCUAUUGCACACGCACGAUGUAUCGAAGCAUGGAUCCAUAUCAAAUAUGGAAUAGUGGUCCACUUGUCACCACAACAUUUGGUUAACAACAUAAGGAACAAGUGCAAGAAAACGGGAAAGGUCAUUAAGUAUAACGAAAUCAGAAAUUUCUUGAUGACAGAUGGCCUUGUUCUUGAGGAAACCUGCCCAUUCUCGGGGGAGAUCACUGCUAAUUGUCCCAAAAGUUGCCAAAAAAGUGACUUAAAGUAUAUGAAAGGCAAAGAAGUGAAUGAGGAAGAAUUGAUCAAGCUUGUCAUGAAAGGUCCUGUGCUUGCUGUGGUAGAUGCUUACAAAAGCUUUUUAGCCUACAAAGAUGGAAUCUACAAAGGUCAGACAAAUCGCAAAGAUAUGUGUUGUGGUCGCCACUUGGUCAUUGUGCGUGGUUUCAACACCACUUUAGAUGGUGUCAACUACUGGAAAAUUCAAAACUCUUGGGGAACUGAAUGGGGACAAAAUGGAAACGGAAUGAUGAUAAGAAAGAGUAGUCAAGAAGGCAACAAACCCUCUCUCUUUCUCAAUGUUAUCCAAGUGGAGGUCAGAAGCAAAAGGAAGGUGUCAAUGGAGUUUGAUCUUUGA
Molecule: messenger RNA, 1182 nt
Organism: Brassica oleracea var. oleracea
Lineage: Eukaryota; Viridiplantae; Streptophyta; Magnoliopsida; Brassicales; Brassicaceae
Product: probable cysteine proteinase At3g43960
Exons: 9
Coding region: 1-1182 (393 amino acids)
Cellular component (GO): lysosome
Molecular function (GO): cysteine-type endopeptidase activity
Source: RefSeq, a predicted model, not a curated record